AUGACGGCUGACCUAUAUUACAUAUGCUUUUUUGGGCAAGAAGCGAUGGCAUCUAUUCUAUCACGGGCGAGGAAGACAGAUGGCCUACUCAUAACUUCUCGCUCUAGCCAGAAGCGCGAUUUUGCAAUUUUACCUGCAGCUCGCGGCAAAAAUAAGAAAGAAACAAAAGAGCUGCCACGACUCAAUUGCCACAAGCGUCUUCAAGAUUCUCUGUCGGCCAGUGAUGACGAUGUAGCUAUCUCACGCAAGAGAGCUAAAUUGACACUCACUUCACGACCACGAGCCAGAAAUUAUGGCGUCUCACCUAACUCCGCUAUCAUCUCGAAACCACGAUGCUCCCCUCAGCCACAACCGACGAUGCCUGUUGAAUCCCAGGAAUUAAAGUCACGGCCGAGUGGCCAUCUAUCCCCAAACAGCAAUUGUAAAUGGCAGGCACCCCAGCAACCGCAAAAUAAUUCGAUAGAUGGGCAAGUAAACGGUGUGAAGCGGAAAUUACGUUCACAGGAAUCUUCCCGCUUCAAAAGUCAACUCUCUACAUACUUCCCUGAAUAUGAUGAGGUGGUUGGAAAUAAGCCCAAGGAGAAUCACAUUCUAAACAGUGAAACACCUAUUAUAGUUAUCGAUACCGCAAAAAAAUCUUCUCCUUAUGCCUCUCCCAAAAUCCCUAUCAAUCUUCCCUUGGCUGAGUUUGCUGAUAUAAAUCUUUCAAGUUCUGGGGAAACAGCUUGGUAUGACGACAUAACUCUCCCUAAUCUUAGAGAGAUAGAGGAGGUAGCCUGCUCUCUUGACCCACUUUGUGAUGAGUACUUUGAAUUGAUGCAUAAAAAGCCGGCACGAGCGGAAAGGGCUCUACGGAAAACCGAAAAAGAGCGGGCCCAGCACGAAAGAGAUCAGGUCAUAAGAUUGCUUCAGGGCCUACAGGGGCAUGAUUGGCUGAAAUUGAUGGGCAUUAGUGGCGUGACAGAAAGUAAAAAGAGAGAUUAUGAACCGGCCCGCGAAUACUUUACACAUGGCUGUGAAUCGAUCAUUGCAAAAUUUAAAUUAUGGCGUGAUGAAGAAAAACGGAAGAAGUUGGCAAAGAUCACCGCUGGUCCUUGUGAAGCCACCGUGUGCAGUAAGCAAAGCUCCUCUGUCCCGCUUGCAUCGGCAACGUCUGGAAAUAGUUACUAUACUGAAAAUGACUCGGAGACAUUACCAUCUCAACAGCUACACCACAAGGCAACUGUCGCGUCAUCAGCCUUGUCUCUUUCCACAACAAAAUACCAACCCCAGACAGAUUGGCCCUGCACAAGACCCCAGCCAGAAUCCCAAACGGCUGCCUCUAGCUCUUCCGAGUUUUUUUUUGCUAGAUUUAAUGAUGCCGACGCUAAUAGCCAAAAAGAGCAAUGUAAAAAGAUCCCAAGCUGUCCAUGCGUUUAUGUGUGGGGACAUCCACUUUUUGAAUUACCUGAACGAGAGUUUAACCUACCCGAAGAACUUCUUGACCAGGACUCAUUGCGAACACACGCAAGAAAGAAGCGCCGAGCUCAAAGGUUACUUCGAAAAAAUAGUGGCCAAACAUAA
This is a messenger RNA of Blumeria graminis f. sp. triticale, 1563 nucleotides long. NCBI's taxonomy places the organism in Eukaryota, Fungi, Ascomycota, Leotiomycetes, Helotiales, Erysiphaceae. The record is from the annotation of a GenBank genome assembly.